Messenger RNA from Paraphaeosphaeria sporulosa, 927 nucleotides. Its product is annotated as DUF292-domain-containing protein. The coding region runs from base 1 to 927 and encodes 308 amino acids. Gene Ontology annotation, biological process: protein transport. The record is from RefSeq and is a predicted model, not a curated record. The transcript is spliced from 3 exons. Lineage: Eukaryota; Fungi; Ascomycota; Dothideomycetes; Pleosporales; Didymosphaeriaceae.
AUGGCACCCACGCAGUCUCUCGUCAACAAGCUCAAGGUGCAGCUCAAGCUCUCCAUAUCCCGCCUGCGCAUGGUCCAGCAAAAAGACUCAGCGAAGGCCAAACAGCAACGCCGCGAAAUGGCGCAGCUUCUCGAGGCUGGCAAGCUCCAAUCGGCGCGCAUACGCGUCGAGAACAUCAUCCGCUCCGACAUCACCACCGAGCUCCAUGAGAUCCUCGAACUCUACUGCGAACUGCUCCUCGCGCGUUCGCAGCUUCUCGAUCCUCCGUCCUCUCCUUCAACCCCCGCCAAUACCAUACCGCUAGACCCUGCGCUGGAGGAGGCUGUAAGGUCCAUCAUAUACGCUGCACCGCGCACGGAAAUCAAGGAGCUACAUGCUGUCCGGGCGCUACUGGUGGACAAGUUUGGCAAGGAGGUCGCGCUGCCCAGCAUGGAAGGAGAAGGCGUCGCAGAGCGCGUGGAAAAGAAGCUACGGGCGGAGACACCCAAGCCCGAGCUUGUCGAUGCAUAUCUGACCGAGAUCGCGCGGUUCUACGGCGUACCUUAUGGGGAGCCAGAGCCUUCGCAGGAUGAUGAAGAAGAAGACGACGAUGAGCCGUCAGGCGGUAUCGCAGAGGAGAACCCCAAGGAGCGAGAGCCCGCGCUCGAAGCCGACCCAAAAGCAAGCAGGAAAGAGGAAGAGGAAGAGGAGUUGGUCAAGGCUACCCCACCCAAGAAGUUUGGGCCGCAGAGUCCGCUGCGAGUCGUGCCCCCGAGCCCAAGUACAGACAAUUUGGCGCCGAAAUUGAAGCUACCAGGCUCAGCGGCCGCAAAGCUGAGUGCGUCCAAGUUGGAGGCAAAGAAACCAGCAGCGAAGAAGGAGGAUAGUUUGGGGAAAAUUCCAGAUGUCGAUGAGCUGGCGAAAAGGUUCGCUGCUCUCAAGCGGUAA